Messenger RNA from Rhododendron vialii, 1071 nucleotides. RefSeq names its product protein MAINTENANCE OF MERISTEMS-like. The record is from RefSeq and is a predicted model, not a curated record. The transcript is spliced from 3 exons. The coding region runs from base 1 to 1071 and encodes 356 amino acids. Gene Ontology annotation, biological process: meristem maintenance; meristem development. Lineage: Eukaryota; Viridiplantae; Streptophyta; Magnoliopsida; Ericales; Ericaceae.
AUGGUGAGGGUGGCUGGUUUUGGAGAGUUUGUCAGUGUGCUGACGAGGGCGAGUAAUGAUCGCCAGGUAGUGAGGGCACUUGCCGAUAGGUGGUGGGACACGACAAACUCGUUCCACUUCUCUUUCGGUGAGAUGAUGGUGACGCCAUUGGACUUUGCGGCGAUCACCGAUCUGAGGGUCGAAGGUGACCCUAUCCCUUACGAUGCUACAGCGGGGAGAGACCCCAAGCUUCAGAGGCGUCUCUUGGGGUAUAAGCUGAGGGCAAAAAAGGGGGAUACGCCAUAUCCCCAGUUGUUGGAGUUUUGGACGGAGCCCCUAGAGAGUAGAGUUCAGGAGGAGCAGAUGGCAAGGUGCUUCCUAGUGUACGUGCUCGGUGUGUCUCUGUUUCCUAACAGACGCAACCGAGUACAUUUGUCGUUUCUGCAGGCGCUGAGGAAUAUAGAGGAGAUUGCCCAUUUUGAUUGGGGUGGCACAGCUUUGGGGGCGUGCUAUGCCUUCAUGGGAUCUCUUUCCCAAGAAGCAGGGAAAAGCCUUGGCGGUUAUUGGCGACUUUGGACGUACGAGGUACUGGUUAUGUAUCCUCCCAUGACGUCGUGCCCCAACGAUACGAUACUCCCUCGGGCCCUCCAUUGGUCGAAGGAGUAUCGAGGAGUAAAGAAAGGAAAAGGCGAUCUGAAUGCCUACCGGGCUGUACACUGGCACAUCUGGGACCGCUUCGAGGUUCCAUAUGUGGCCCAGAGCAGGGUGGUAGCGAGAGGGAGGGUGCUGCUUGAGUCCCCUUACGACUGGGAGUGGUACCUGGGUGACCGGGUAUCACAUCAGUUGUUAAGGCUCGACGUUUUUCGAGUCCUUGGGCCGCUUCCUCCUUUCAUUCAGAGGACGAGCGAAUACACGCUGGAGGAGGUGGAACGGUUCACGCAGCCGGACCUUCAGCUCGAGCCAUUGUUUCAGGCCGGUACUGACUACGCGGAGUACCAGGCUCAAUACAUGAUGCAGGGCUUUAAGAUUCGUGCUGCCUGGGAGGCACAAGGUGGUAGAGGUGGUAGGAGAGGUAGAAGGGGAAGAAGAUGA